GGAAGGUGGAGGUGCUGCUGCACCUCCUUCAUUGUCUGAGUGAAUUCAGCAGGAGUGGAUCCGCCGCUCGGUUCAAUGUAAUCCCGUCUCUCCCCGGCUCACUCACUCAGUCGUCCGCCAUGGCGACCGCAGGAAGCCUCCUGAUCGCUGCGAGCUGUGUCUAAAACUCAUCUGGGAUUCAUUUUCCCCCAAUUUUUCCGGACGUGGAUGUAGUCUUCCCCUUCAGCUGGGAAAUACUUUCGUGUGGACAAGCCCGCAUUUCGAAACACGGGGGCUGAGCAGUGAGCAGUGCAGCACACCAUGGCAGAGCCAGACCCAGACACAAUCUCCUCUGGCGCAGGGCAGCGCCUCGGAGCUCCAGAGACCCUUGGCAUCAGUACGUUAGACCCCGGGCACAGACCUCCGGCCAUGCCCCCCGGACGACACGUCACCAUCAGGGUCCGUAUGCUGGAUGACACAGAGGAGCUUUUCGACAUCUCGCAAAAAGCCUCAGGCAAGGUGCUGUUUGACCUCGUGUGCUCCCACAUGAAUCUCAUUGAGGGUGACUACUUUGGCUUGGAGUUUCAGAACCAACAAAAGAUGAUGGUUUGGUUGGACCAUAUCAAACCCAUUAUCAAGCAGCUCAGGCGGCCGAAACACACAAUCCUGAGGUUUUCUGUGAAGUUUUUUCCCCCGGACCACGCCCAGCUACUGGAGGAGCUGACGAGGUACCUGUUUGCCCUCCAGAUCAAACAGGACCUUUACUGUGGACGUCUGACUUGCAACGACACCAGUGCCGCUCUGAUGGUCUCCUACAUUAUACAAUCUGAGAUUGGGGACUUUGAGGAGAGCCAGUGCCGGUCACACCUCCUCAACAACAACUACAUCCCAGAUCAAAUGCCCCUCAUUGACAAAAUCAUGGAGUUUCACUCAAAGAAUAUUGGUCAGACACCAGCAGAAUCGGACUACCAUUUGUUAGAAGUUGCGCGCAGGCUGGAGAUGUACGGGAUUCGGCUCCAUCCUGCCAAGGAUCGCGAGGGAACAAAGUUAAGCCUGACUGUGGCGCACACGGGUGUCCUGGUCUUCCAGGGACACACAAAGAUUAACGCCUUCAACUGGUCUAAAGUUCGAAAACUGAGCUUCAAGAGAAAACGCUUCCUCAUUAAGCUGAGGCCGGAUCUAAAUAGUUCAUGUCAGGACACUCUGGAGUUUUUAAUGCCAAGCAGGGACUGCUGUAAAGUCUUCUGGAAGAUCUGUGUUGAAUAUCACGCCUUCUUCCGCCUAUUUGAGGAACCUAAGCCCAAGCCCAAGCCGGUGCUCUUCUCACGAGGCUCCUCCUUUAGAUUCAGCGGUCGCACGCAGAAGCAGGUGAUUGAAUAUGUGAGAGAGUCUGAAUUUAAAAAGAUCCCGUUUGAAAGGAAACACAGUCGUGUUCAGUACAGCAGUCGGGUCCAACACAACAGUCGCCUGUCACCAUUGCCUUCUCCAAGCCACCGUGAAGUGCCAACAGACAGUGGUGCUCCUGGGGACAGAAUUGAUUCUCCUCGGCGUCAUUGGAAGGAGUCGGUCCUGGUGAGUGCAGAAGACCCCUCAGCUUCGCGGGCGAGGAUGAGCCCCUCGCAUCAGAGAAAUGGCCACGAAGAGAGAACAGGGUCUGUAUCCAGGACAGAGGAGACGAGGAGCCCAACACGACAGACCCACCCAGAACAUCUGAAUACAGGUGUGGUUUCCAACAGUCCUCACCUGUCCGCGUCCUCUGGACACUCCCACGGGAUGGUCAACGGUCAGAAGUCGCUGGAGCUGUGCAGUCACAGUCCCGACGGCCGACUGCCUUCCCCGCUCACCAGCCCGUUGCUCAACGACGCCUGCAGUGUUCGCACUGAUGAUGAAGACGAGGUUCGAAGGAAGAGGUUCCCAACAGAUCGAGCCUACUUCAUCGCCAAGGAGCUGCUGACAACAGAACGGACGUAUGUGAAGGACCUCGAGGUGGUGACCGUGUCUUUCCAGAGUGCCGUGGGACAAGAUGAGGCAACUCCGGACUCCCUGAAGGACGCCAUCUUCUCCACCUUUGAGCCUCUGCACAAGUUCCACACAGGUUUUCUCAGGGAGGUGGAGCAGAGGCUGGCACUGUGGGAAGGACGCUCUAAUGCACACAUUAAGGGAGACUACCAGCGCAUUGGAGAUGUCCUGUUGAAGAACCUUCAGGGUUUGAAGCCCCUGACAGCAAACCUGAGCAAGCAGUCUGAAAUCCUGCUGGAGCUUGAGAAGGCGUGCAAGGCGUCCCGAAGGUUGGAGGGUCUCUGCAGAGACUUCGAGCUGCAAAAGGUCUGCUACAUUCCCCUCAACGUCUUUAUUCUGCGGCCUUUGCACCGCCUCAUUCACUACAAGCAGAUCCUGGAGCGCCUGUGCAAACAUUACCCAGCUACUCAUGUGGACUUCAGGGAUUGCAGAGCUGCUCUAGCUGAUGUGUCUGAGGUGGUGGACCAGCUUCAGGGAAGCCUAAUCAAGAUGGAGAACUUGCAGAAACUUCUGGAGCUGAAGAAGGAUUUGAUUGGCGUCGACAAUCUCGUUGUUCCUGGUCGGGAGUUCAUCAGGUUGGGCUGCCUCAGUAAACUGUCUGGAAAAGGCCUGCAGCAGCGAAUGUUUUUCCUGUUUAAUGACGUCAUUCUAUACACAAGUCGAGGGAUGACGGUGACGAAUCAGUUCAAAGUGCACGGGCAGCUGCCGCUCCAUGGCAUGACAAUCAGAGAGAGUGAGGAUGAGUGGGGUGUACCUCAUGCCUUCACAUUGGUUGGGCAACGGCAGUCCGUAGUAGUAGCAGCUAGUUCUUUGGUAGAGAUGGAGAAGUGGAUGGAGGAUGUAAAGAUGGCGAUAGAAAUGGCAAAAACCAGCAACGGGCCUUCAUCUGAGCUGCUGACCAGCAGCCUGACAGACAACACGCCUCUCCCUCCUCCUCUUUCAUCAUCCUGCUCAUUGUCUAGCAGUAACAACCUCCUGACUUUCCCAGAAUGCCCAGAGGACUCCUCGGUGGAGGCAGAGUCCGAGGACGACAUGACAGCUCCCCACGCGUCAUUGGAGAAGCCCACGCCUCACCGUGGUAACACCAUGGUGCACGUGUGCUGGCACAGGAACACCAGCGUGUCCAUGGUGGACUUUAGCAUAGCCGUGGAGAAUCAGCUAUCAGGAAACUUACUGAGGAAGUUCAAGAACAGCAACGGCUGGCAGAAGCUCUGGGUUGUCUUCACCAACUUCAGCCUGUUUUUCUACAAGUCUCACCAGGAUGAUUACCCAUUGGCCAGCCUUCCACUGCUCGGGUACUCGGUCACUGUCCCCUCCGAGUCCGAAAACAUCCACAAGGACUAUGUCUUCAAGCUGCAUUUCAAGUCCCACGUCUACUACUUCCGAUCAGAGAGUGAAUACACAUUCGAGAGGUGGAUGGAGGUCAUCCGCAGCACUACUGUCCCCUCAAGUCGAGCUCGUGGUCUGAACGGCAAAGAGACCCACGCUUAAUGAGUUGGCUCACCUAGUUUCCAUACCCUUUCUCCUUCGGGUGGCAUCCGCCCGUCCUGUCCCACUCCGGACUCCUUGCUUUUCUUUUCUACGCAUAUCUGGGACAUUUGUACAUGUGUCCAUGCACAUUUGGUGCUUUUUAAUGCUUUAAUGGUGACAUGUCCGCUGGUUUAGACUGCAUCAGAGACUGCAUUUUUGGCAUUUUUACUCUCAACUCUGAAACCUCUUUUUAAGGAUGUCAUUUUAUACUGUUUUCUAAUGGUCUGAACCACUUCCUCUAUUUCUGGUUUUACAUUUUUGUCAUCGGUUGUUUUUAAAUGCAGGAACACAUUGAUACUAGAUAUUCAGUAUUCUUUCUUAGAUGGUUAAACUCUCACUGCAUUGUCAUAAACAUUUUGUCUACGUGUUCAUUCUACGGAAAACGGUCACCCUUUAACAGCUGAUGCUCUGAUCACACUUGGCCCAGCACAAAAAGAAGGAAAUGAAAUUAUUUUGUCGUAUUAUUGACGUAAACCUCGACAUUGUGGCCAGGGGUGGCUGCCAUCACCACUGAUGCCGUUUUAAGUGAAGUAAAUGUUCUAUUUGCUGAAAUUUGUUGUAUGAUUCCAAUCACAGAGUUUUGCUUUUUUAGAUAUAUAUAUAUGCAUAUAUAUAAAUUAACUCUGAAGUUCCCAUUCAGUUGUGUGAGAAAAUGUGAGAUGUGCUCAUAAUCGCUGCGUUAUGAUGGCAAGUGUAAUUGAAAGCUUUAAGGAUUAUGUGCAAAACAAAACAGAAACUUUCAGUUCCAAGCGAAGUUGCCCUCACAAAACUAGGCUGCCUCCCCCUAUAAACACAGAUCUGUUUAUGGGUCUGAAUGAAUGGAAAUAUGCAUUUGACAGGGUUUUGCAGUGAAGUAUAUGAGAUGGAAAACCUCAGUUCUGCCUAGAAUUGCAGCGUUUUUUCCAGACAGCAGAGAGCUCUUUGGAAAUGAAAGCAAUAAAAAAAAAAAACAUACUCAAACUCGGA
Messenger RNA from Oreochromis aureus, 4494 nucleotides. RefSeq names its product FERM, ARHGEF and pleckstrin domain-containing protein 1-like. Lineage: Eukaryota; Metazoa; Chordata; Actinopteri; Cichliformes; Cichlidae. Gene Ontology annotation, molecular function: guanyl-nucleotide exchange factor activity; cytoskeletal protein binding. Gene Ontology annotation, cellular component: cytoskeleton. Bases 301 to 3489 code for a protein of 1062 amino acids. The record is from RefSeq and is a predicted model, not a curated record. The transcript is spliced from 27 exons.